Messenger RNA from Naumovozyma dairenensis CBS 421, 3285 nucleotides. RefSeq lists its product as uncharacterized. Gene Ontology annotation, cellular component: membrane; cytoplasm. Gene Ontology annotation, molecular function: phosphatidylinositol-3,5-bisphosphate 5-phosphatase activity; phosphatidylinositol-4,5-bisphosphate 5-phosphatase activity. The record is from RefSeq and is a predicted model, not a curated record. The transcript has a single exon. NCBI's taxonomy places the organism in Eukaryota, Fungi, Ascomycota, Saccharomycetes, Saccharomycetales, Saccharomycetaceae. Bases 1 to 3285 code for a protein of 1094 amino acids. Gene Ontology annotation, biological process: phosphatidylinositol dephosphorylation.
AUGAAUAUUCUCCUAUCGACCAAACCAGAGAGAAGGAUUGCAAUCGUUUCCAGCUCUUAUGCUUUAGUCUUAAAAUCUGUCAGCGAAGAUCCUACCAAGAAACCACUAUGCGCCAUUGAAUUAGUCCCCAAAGAAGAUUUAAAAAAUCAAGGUUUCCAAAAACUUACUACAAACGAAGUGUUCGGUUUCAUUGGUUUAAUUGAAAUUAACGGUUGCCUAUUUGUUGGUACUAUUACUGGAAAAUCAAGAGUAGCACAACCAAUCCCCGGUGAAACUGUCAAUAAAAUAUUCGCAGUGGAUUUUUUCUGUUUGAAUAAUAAUACGUGGGAUUUCUUUGAAAUUGAUUCUUCUGGCUAUCCAAUCUUACCAGAAACAGAAUCUCAAGAAUUUCAAGAAGCAUUACCUAAGCAUCCAUGUUUUGAACUUCGGAAAUUACUCUCAAAUGGUUCAUUUUAUUUUAGUUCUAAUUUUGACUUGACUUCCACGUUACAAAAUCGUGGGUUUAAUGAACAUUCUUUAAGUGUAGAUAAUUUUGAAGAUGAAUAUAUGUGGAAUUCGUUUCUCAUGCAAGAAAUUAUUACAUAUAGAGAUAGACUUGAUGCUACAGCAAAACAAGUCUUAGACGAUGAGGGAUUCCUAACUACAGUUAUUAGAGGAUUUGCUGAAACUUUCAUCACUUUUGUAAAGAAAUUGAAAGUUGCAAUUACCACCAUAUCUAAACAGAGUUGGAAAAGAGCUGGGACAAGAUUCAACGCUCGUGGUGUUGAUGAUGAAGCUAAUGUGGCAAAUUUCGUUGAGACUGAAUUUAUCAUGUAUUCUAAUCAUUAUUGUUAUUCUUUCACACAAAUUAGAGGAAGUAUCCCGGUCUUCUGGGAACAAGAUACAUCAUUAAUUAAUCCAAAAGUUCAAAUAACAAGGUCUAUGGAAGCUACACAACCGAUAUUUGAUAAACAUUUCUUGAAAUCAAUCGAAAAAUAUGGACCAGUCCAUAUCGUUAACUUAUUAUCGACAAAAUCAUCAGAAAUUGAAUUAUCACAACGCUAUAAAGAUCAUAUUACAAAUUCAAAAAAAUUACGUAUGGAUGAUAAUGUCUUUUGGACUGGGUUUGAUUUCCAUAAAGAGACCGCGCAGGAAGGGUUUUCUGCUGUUAAACGUAUCAUACCAUUGAUCUCCGAAUCAUUACUGACUGAAGGUUAUUUUUCAUAUGAUGUGAAGGAGAAGAAAGUACUCUCUGAACAACAUGGUAUUUUUAGAACAAAUUGUUUAGAUUGUUUAGAUAGAACAAAUCUAGUUCAACAAACCAUAUCAUUUUUUGCUUUCAGAACCUUCUUGGAAGAUUUCAAUUUAAUUACCACAAAUACUUAUAUCGAUGACGAUGAUUUCGUAAAUAAACAUAAUACACUUUGGGCUGAUCAUGGUGACCAAAUCUCACAAAUAUACACUGGUACCAAUGCUUUAAAAUCUUCCUUUUCUAGGAAAGGGAAAAUGUCUCUUGCAGGGGCACUAUCAGAUGCAACUAAAUCAGUUAGUCGAAUGUACAUUAAUAACUUUAUGGAUAAGGGAAAGCAGCAAAAUAUUGAUACUUUGCUUGGUCGUCUACCACAUCAAAAUGCAGUUCAAUUAUAUGAUCCAAUUAGUGAUUAUGUUUUUUCAAAAUUGGAAGAUCUUUCAGAGAAGUUUACAUCAUACUCAACAAUUAAUCUUUUAGUGGGUACAUUUAAUGUAAACGGUGCAACUGAGAAAGCUGAUCUUACAAAAUGGCUGUUUCCAAUAGGUGAUAAAUUUAAGCCAGAUAUUAUUGUCUUAGGGCUACAAGAAGUUAUUGAGUUGACUGCAGGUUCAAUAUUAAAUGCAGAUUAUACUAAAGGUUCCUUUUGGGAAACUAUGGUAACAGAAUGCUUGAACAAGUUUAAUGAGAAAUAUUUAUUAUUGAGAGUCGAACAAAUGACGUCAUUAGUUAUUUUGUUUUUUGUCAAAGCUGAUAAAUCGAACAACAUCAAACAAGUAGAAGGUGCCACAAAAAAAACUGGAUUUGGUGGGAUGACAGGGAAUAAAGGUGCGGUUGCAAUUAGAUUCGAAUAUGGUAAUACAUCAUUUUGUUUCGUUAAUACACAUUUGGCAGCUGGGGUUAACAACGUCGAUGAACGUCGUACUGAUUAUGAGAAUAUUGAGAAAGGAAUUACUUUUACAAGAUCAAAGAGAAUAGCACAUCAUGAUUCUAUUUUCUGGUUAGGUGACAUGAACUACAGAAUCAAUUUGUCGAAUGAAGAAGUGAGACGAGAAAUAUUGCAGAAGUCUGAAGGAUAUAUUGACCGCUUAUUAAGAUUUGAUCAAUUAAGCCAAGAAAUUGCGGCAGGUAAUGUAUUUCCCGGCUUUAAAGAACCAACUUUAAAAUUCCCACCUACUUAUAAAUAUGACCAUGGGACAAAUAUUUACGACUCUUCAGAGAAGGCAAGAACUCCAUCAUGGACUGAUAGAAUUGUUUAUAAAGGUGAAAACUUACAUCCAUUAGCCUAUUCAGAUGCACAACUAUUGAUAAGUGAUCAUAAACCUGUAUUUAGUGCUUACAGAGCAAAAGUGAUAUCUACAAACGAAGAAGCUAAAUUACAAUUAACAAAACAACUUUAUAUUGACUAUAAGAAGAUGCAUCCGGAUGAAACUACAAACUUAAGCUCUCAAUUAAUCAACUUGGGUCUCGAAGAUAAAGAGUUAACUGGGAGAAGGUUAUCAAACAAAUCUAAAGAUAUUAGUUUAAUAGAUUUCGCCAACGAUAGUUCUGAAUCAAGCACUCCUAUCUCUACAUUAUCCUCUAAACCUUCAUCCUUAAGCAUCAGCAACAUAAUUGAAAAUCCCACGGAACCUCAAAUGCAAAGGAAGAAGCCUAUACUUCGUCCACCACCUCCUCCAGCAGCAAAACCACUUCCUUCACGUAGCGUCACUGCAUCACCAUCUCAAUCAAAUUCUGAAAUACCAGAAACGAAAUCUGCUCAUAUAGGAGUAACAGCGGCUCAGACCAAUAUGAAGACAUCAAGUGAAACUGAGCUUGUUAGGAAGAAACCACCACCAGGGUUUAGUGAUUUUGUACUAACGCCUAAAAAUAGUAGUGGAAAAGGGUCUCCUCUUACUUCCAGUUCGGCUGUGAAUCUGGUGGCUUCUAAGCCCAAAGAUGAAGAAACAAGUACAGUUGAUGAAAAACAUGAAGAAGCUACUGAAGAGAAGAAAGAGCCAUCAUCUGUCUUAGCAGACAAAACCUUGGAUACAUGGCAACCUUUGACUCCAAAAUAG